AGCAGAGAAUGGCCUUGGAAUGGAAUUUGGCGGUCGCGGAAUUCUGCGGGAGAUCAACAAAAACGAUGGCGGCAUUAAGGCAGACAUGAUCGGGAGGCAGUGAGAAACGCACGCGACAACAGAUCGUGAGAAACCCGGCGGUAUUACCCAAUAUAAGAAAGCGAAAAAUCACGGUAAAGAUUUUUCCGAGUAGGCGAGCCCAAAUCUGUGUCACAACGGAAACUAGAAAAAAGGGAAAAAACACUAAAGACCAACCAAGAAAUUCUAUAGAUCCGAUGGUUUAUGGAACCAAGUGAACCGUAUCGCGUCUCAGGAGUUAAUCGUGCGUAGAGCGGCAUGGACUUCCUCGCAAGUAUCAUCAAAAGGCCAAAGAGCAUCGCUACCACUGGCAUCACCACCAAUCAGCCAACGACAAUGGACGCCUUAGAAGCUGCUAGUCCCACUAAUGAUUGUUCUACACCAAGGGAUAAAGAAGGACUUCCACUUGUAUCCGCGCACCUGGACACGUUACUACAGUCCGCCUCUGAGGAUCUGCAGCGACUGGAGGAACAGCACUGUAAUUUAAUUAUGGAACCCAUCUCGAGCCCACUUCCAGCCCACGAGGACACCAGUAGUAGUAGAGAAUCAAUACAGAAAUUUCUAAGCGAAAUAAACUUCAAUCUGAACCAAGUUAGUGAUAACGAAAUGGAGCACUUGCAAGCCAUGAGUGGCGAGCUGAGUCCGCUGGCGGUGAAGCCCAUUCCCAAGCCGACGAGCAUGGAGCAACAGAAGGCAAUGGCGGCAGCUCUGGGACAUCAAACGGCGGUAGCCGGUGGUCUUCAGCUAGACGCGGACAUGGUUCCAAAAUUUGGAGGUCUUCCCGAGUUCGAUGAGACGCAAAUACCGGAACUGGCUCCUUUAAGUACCGAUAUAGACACUCAACUGAAAUCCAACCAUUCUGACUCGGAUGUUUUUGUCGAGUGUUUAUCGCUUCAUAGUGAGCGCUAUACCGGAGAUCGAUCGGAGUUAGAGGCCUAUUCAAGUGCCCUUAAUGAUGUUUUGGAGCAGCAGCUGUCCAUGAGCUCAGUUUCUGCACUGGAAGCAGAAUUCAAAGAUCCUUUGCAAGUUAGCCAGCACAACAACGACAGCUAUGAAGCAAUGGAUGUGGAUGAAAUAAACGAAACCAUGGAAAUGUUAAAGGACGUUUUGGAAUCUGAAGACCAUCAUCUUAUGCAAACGCAUAUUCUCAGCGUAUCCCAGUCAAAAAAAGAAAAUUCUGAGCAGUAUAAUCAAAAUCAGGAGCAAAAAAUAGAUCAAGAUCAGUUAGCUAAACACCCUGGAUCCAAUAGUGAUGCAAAGGAGCCUCCAUUAAUAGAAUCAGUAUUGCCUGAGGAGUCUGGUACGCCAUUACCUGAGCCGGAGCUCGCCUUAACUGCCUUGGACUCUGCGAAUGACUUAGCUAAGCAUCAUGAGGAAAAGCAAAAGGAUACAGAAGAUGUGUUUCAGAAAGAGGACCACCACCCGAUCUGUAGUGCACAGAUGAGGAACGCACAAAAUCCUCUGGAAUACCUUAAUCAAGAGAAAUUUUCAGUUGCAGUAGAAUCACCGGAAAGAACAUGCACUGCCAUCAACCUUGAGCAAAAUGCAUCCCCAGCUAUAGAGGCAACUGAAGACAGGACUGUGGAGGAGCUUGAGCACAUGGAAGUGGAUGACUCCAUGAGAGUGGAUGAGACCAUAAUGCUUGCCUCAUCUCGUCAGGAGCAAAAUAAUGCUCAUUCUCCCGCUCCAAGCAAAUCUUUCUUAAAACUCUGCGGGAAAAAUGAUAAGGAUUUUCAAGAUAAUAAAAUGGAUAAUAAAACUGCAGGCAUAGAAAGUCCAUUGAAAAUGGAUGAAAUAGAGAUACCGGUAGAAUCUGUCCCAGCAGCGCUGACCUUGCCCUUGCCGACACUUCAAACCGAAAGCAAGGACCUGCCCCUUUCUCCGCCCAUACCUACACAUCGCCCAAAGACAGCGGAGGAACUAGAGUUCCUGGCUCUGAGGGAGUUACCCUUGCCUGAUGAUGUCCCGACGGGUGAGAAGGUGGGAGUAAAAAAGCUAUCCCACGGUCGCACGCUCGUUGCGGCAGUCACACCAACGCAGCUGAGAUCCACGACGCAUCUCUCCUUGGAUCUGGAUGGAAAUAGAAGCACUGCAAGCCUUCCACAACCCACUUCGCCUAGUUUCCCCAUCAGCGAACCCGCUGAAAAACAGUCCCACUUUCCACGCUCACCCCAUGCUCCGCCUGAGCAAAAGGAAAUGCCCUAUUUGGAAGAAGCUGUGGUAGAACCUUCUUCAAAUCGCAAGGAAAGCGUUUUCGAAGCCGGAGUCAUCGCCAAAUCCGCGAUAGUCUUUGAGUUAACACAACCGAGUCCGCAGAAGCAGGACCUCAACGAAACCUUGCCCAUGAGCGAGAUUUCUCCAACUCCCUUAAAUAUGACCUUUGACAGCGAAAGCAUUACGGAGAGCAAAUCACAGAAGGGUACAGAGAACAUUGAGGCUUCCUCCACAUUCGCCGUAAGUCUGGGAUCGGUCGAUGAUAACCAGCGCCGCACUUUCUCGGUGCUUCAGUCUACGACGGAAGAGAAAGAGGACAAAUCGCGUCGGACUUUUUGUAUGCAAAAGGAGAACCCACGCCGCACCUUCUGCAUGGAGCAAAAUGCUUCUCCAGCAUUGGAGGCCACUGAAAAUACCGGGGCUGAUGACUUCAAGGAUGUAGAUAUCUCUAUGAAGGGAGAUGAUGUAGCCGCCAUGAAGUCGCCCCAGCAAACUUUGAAGGAUCGCCAAGCACCAAUUUCAAAUUCACCACCUAUUCCUACCCACCAACAUUUAAAUAGACUCCCUAUCCAUGAGGCGAAGUUUCCGGUGUCACCAUUGGGAAAUGGUACCGUUGUGUUGGAGGAGCAGGCUCUCUCCGCCAAAGAGCAAGCCACGCUAAGCGCCAGUGAUGAGAAGGACGAUGUUUUCUUGGAGCACUUUGGUGUUAUUUCUCCAGUUUCGGAUGACAUGUUCAGGACCAUCAGUGGUUCCGACGAACAAGCAAAGAUUAGGGUCAAUGCUGAUGUGGAGAUUGGAGGAAAAAACGCUGCUGCGAUGAACAGGAAGAGGGGUGGUGCAACCGGCGAGCAGGAGGCGAUUAUUGAUCCGGAAUUCCAGGAUGGCGCCAACAUACAAAACCUAAUACUGAAUUCAUCAGAUUUUGAUUAUUUGUACACGAAAGGCAGCAAUAAUGCGCCUAUCGACCGCAGUUCACUGCUGCUGAAGUUCGAUCCCCUCCUUGGAGUCCCUGUUGCCGUUAAUCAUCCGAAUCAGCAGGAGCAGGCGCUGCAGAAUAUUCUGGGAUCGAACCAGUAUCAAAACCGGCUCCUUAGCCCAACAUUGGAGGAGCACGAAACAAGUGACGGGAACCAGUCUGCGGGAUUAAUAUCGAGUGCCAAAGAUACAGCCAAGAAAUGGGAUUUUAAGCCACCUGUGUAUAGAACAAAAAAGCAUGUUAAAAUGAGUGUAGACGUCAUUGAUAACGAUUGCAACAAAACCUUCGACAAUUCCAACCCCAAUACGGAGGAUAAGACGCAGAACUACAACGACAUGGAUGAGCUGGAGAAGAAAAUCAAAAAUGAAGUAACAAGGUCCGAAGACAUUGAAAAGAAACUCAAGGAGGGAGAGCAGCGCGAGGAAGCACUGAUCAAGCGUAUUACGGAGAAGGACAAGACAAAUGCAAAACUGAACGGUGUCAUCGAAGCAUAUGAGAAGGCAAUCGCGGAGCUCAUUAGUGAGAAGGAGCAGCAGGCGCAGCUCCACGAGCGCCAGUUGCAAGAAGUCCAGACAGACCGGGACGCCAAUUACCAUCACUUAACGUCAUUGGAGACGACAUUUUCCGAUCUGCAUGUGAAAUACGAAAAAAGCAAAGAGAUGACCUCGCAGCUUAAAAGCAAUGAGGAAUCCCUCCUGGCGGAGCGGAAGCAGAUGAUGGACAAUCUACGGUUGCAGGAACAACGCUACGACAAGAUGAAGAACCAUGCCAUGCAGCAGCUGGAAAUUGCAAACAAAAAGCUGGACACCUACGCGAGGGAGCAUGCCGACGAGACGAAAAAACUUAAAGCUUUACUCAAGAAGGAGGAGAUCUCGCGGGUCUCGAUGACGGAGCAGCUGCAACAGAAAUCGCGCGAAAACGCCGAUUUGCUCAAGAUCUGCGAAGAGCUCAUCUAUGGCAAGGGACAAGGUGGUAGUUAAACUCAACUCGCGGAUUGCCCGGAAUGUAAUUUAUAUGUUGCUGUAAAAUCGCACACACCCUCAUCACAACACUCAUUUGGCAUAUGCAGCCUUUCUCGCAACUAGCAUGUCCGUAGAUUUGUAACUGCGCCCCCAUCGUCGUCAUCUCCAUUUCUGCAAUGGUGUUAUAACCGCUAGGUUGCGUGGUCUUCAGAAAAUGCAUAUGCACACUUGUAUCAUUUGCCAACUCUACUUAUGUUCAAUUUCAAGAUUUACACCUAACGUUCCGACGCAUAUUAUACUUUUUCUAGAUUUUUAGUUGACCCGAAAACACUCACACAAAUCGCAGGCAGAUCAAUUGCGUUCCGUUUGAGUUCCGCUCGCCUUACGGGUCUAGUUGCCCGGUAUAUGUUACUAGUUCUGUAUCGUAUCGAAUCUGUCUCCUGAUUUAUGUUCUAUGAUAUUACUUGGCGAAGAGCUGUGCCGGAAAACUGUGGUUAAUCAAUUGGCCAGAGAAGCGAAAUGCUAGUGUGCAACGGCAGCUAAUUCAACGGACAAAUGCAAAUUGUAAGGAACAGCGUUCGCUUGAGGCGCGCUUUUAUAAAACGUUUAAGUUUACACUUAGUUUAUUAAAUUGAAAAUUUGUAAUAGUUGAACUAAAACUGUCUCCAUAAUACAUACUAGUACUAAAACAAGGAAGCGUAAAAAACAUAAGAGGAACUUUUUAAAUACACGAAAUAAUUUAUUUAUGCAUAAUACAACACUUUCGUUUACUUUGUUCAACUUGUAAUUCUUAGGUUGCGCAUUAUGUUAAGAGGAAGAAGUUGCCUUACAUAGCAAAAACAAAAAAGUAUAAAAACAGAUGACUGAGACCGAAGCGCAAUGACCUCACAUUUUAUAAGUUGAGCUCCCUUAGAUGUUUCGAGCAGAUCACUGUUUCUAGAGUUUACAUUCUAAGAAAGUCUGUAAGCUACACGAUGUUUAAAAAAUUUAACAAUGUUUAUUUUACCAACAAUGUUGGUAAAUAUUUGGAAAAGACAAAAAAUCGAUUUAAAUAUGGGGCUAUGAAAUUCUUAGCACUUUUCAUAUAGUGAGAACACAACCCAACACAACCCCAGUAAACUUGACAGAAGUCCUAAUAAAUUGAACUUCCAAGUAAGAAAAUGAUUGUAUUCUAAGAAUAACAUAAACUUGUUUAUCACCAAAGGAAAACAAAAUAGAAUUGUAUACAAAUUUGUACCCAGUCCAUGUAAUCUGAUAAACGCUACUUCAUAAUAUAUAACAUCAUACAUAUAUUUUUCUAAAGUAGAAACCACGGAUCAAACACUUGCGCUUUUAGGAAACGUUUUCGAGGAGAGAACCGGAAUAACUGUUGUAGUUUGACGUUUGGAAAAGAAUGGGUUAUAUAUCAAUGCGCUGUAAAAACACAAAUACUCGUAGUAUUACAACAUGCCAGCACAUAUGAACUACGAUGUGCUGAGCAUGUGAUGUACGUAGAGGUGAUUGAUUAAGAUGCAUUCAGUAAAUAAAAUAUUUAAUUGCAUUAAAACCGAA
Molecule: messenger RNA, 5781 nt
Organism: Drosophila erecta
Lineage: Eukaryota; Metazoa; Arthropoda; Insecta; Diptera; Drosophilidae
Gene: tacc
Product: transforming acidic coiled-coil-containing protein 3
Exons: 11
Coding region: 337-4248 (1303 amino acids)
Biological process (GO): mitotic spindle organization; cerebral cortex development; cell population proliferation
Cellular component (GO): cytoplasm
Source: RefSeq, a predicted model, not a curated record